Solanum lycopersicum (tomato) is the source of this 1072-nucleotide messenger RNA. RefSeq names its product probable WRKY transcription factor 29. The record is from RefSeq and is a predicted model, not a curated record. Gene Ontology annotation, molecular function: transcription cis-regulatory region binding; DNA-binding transcription factor activity. Gene Ontology annotation, biological process: regulation of DNA-templated transcription. NCBI's taxonomy places the organism in Eukaryota, Viridiplantae, Streptophyta, Magnoliopsida, Solanales, Solanaceae. Gene Ontology annotation, cellular component: nucleus.
AUCAAAAAAGUCAGCGCCAUUAUUACUAUUUCAAUUUUUUUGUUCUCUUUUUCUUCUUUUUUUUUUUAAUUUUAUUUUAGCUUAUGAUGAUAAUGGAUUGGGGUCUUCAAGCUGUUGUUAUUGGAUCAUCAAGUUCAUAUAGUGCUAAUAAUAUUGAUUUUUCUCCAAAAUUGGAUUUUCAAGAAAGUGAUCAUCAAUAUUUAUCUUUUUCACAUGAGAUGAAAAAAGAGUUUUUUAUUAGUGAUGAAUUAGAAGAACUUUACAAGCCAUUUUAUCAUGUUGAUGGUGGACAAAAUAUGUUGAUGGGAUCUUCAAUCUCAUUAAUUCCCAAAGAAAUUAUUAAAGAAGAGAAGAGAGAAGAAGAGCAACAACAAGUGGUGGCUCCUACUAGUACAUAUGUACCUAAGUACAAAAAAAGGAAAAAUGAACAAAAGAGAGUGGUGCUUCAGUUAAAAGCAGAUGAUCUUUCUUCUGAUAAAUGGGCUUGGAGAAAAUAUGGUCAAAAACCCAUUAAAGGCUCUCCUUAUCCAAGGAGUUAUUAUAGGUGCAGCAGUUCAAAGGGAUGUUUAGCAAGAAAACAAGUAGAACAAAGUUGUACUGAAAAUGGAACUUUUAUUGUGACAUAUACAGCUGAACAUAAUCAUAGUCAGCCAACACGUAGAAAUUCUCUAGCUGGUACUAUAAAAAGCAAAUUUCCAAAUUCAAAAAACACUAAUAUUAAAAAAAAUAUUGUGAAAGAUGAAAAAAUUUCAAGUCCACAUGGUUCAACAUCAAAUAAUAAUUUAGGUUUUUCUCCAGAAACACUUAUGAUCGAUGAAUUUCAAGAAAUCGAAAUGAAUGAUCAUGAAGAAAUCAAAAAUAUGUUUGAAGGAAGUGAUGAAAAUGAAUGUGUUUCAAUUCAAGAAAUGUUUGAUGGAGAUUUCUUUGCUGGUCUUGAAGAUAUUCAUGAUGGAUUUACUUCUUCUUUUGGAUGUAAUAAUUCUACAUUUCCAUUUUCUUUUUGAUCAUGUAAUAUAUGUACUAGAAUCCUUUUUUUUUCUUCUUUUUUUUGUAGAAAUUAUAUAAUCCAUUA